AUGAAUUACUCUAAAAAGAUACAAUUCCAUUUUGAAUUUAAUGUCAAAUUUUAUUUAAUUUCUACUUUAAAACAGGUGAAUUCACGUGAGUUAUCAUCGCAGACAUCUCCCAUUGCCUUAAUACCCGGAUGCUUUGCUAAUGUAUCUUUUUACGGAUCAUUAUUGCUGAAUUUGUUAAUUGCGGUAAAUAGAUACUGCGCUCUUACACAUCCUCUCAAAUAUCAUUCUUUUUGGUCUGUACAGAAAGCUCGUAUAGCAGCAAUUAUUGCUUAUUUUCUUGGGUUUCUUCCAUGUUUUCCAAGCAUUUUUGGUAAAGCUUUGUCAGAUUCGUUUUUUUACUACAGUAAUACCAGUUGUGGUUAUAUCAAUUCAAUGUUUGACCUAAUAUUCUGUAUUUCAACGCUGACCACAGCGGGAUGCAUUAACUUUAUAACGCUUUUUAGGAUUAGAAAUUACAGUAAAGUUACGAUUCACGGUUGUCUCAUUAAUUAG
This is a messenger RNA of Brugia malayi, 492 nucleotides long. RefSeq lists its product as uncharacterized. Gene Ontology annotation, molecular function: G protein-coupled receptor activity. Gene Ontology annotation, biological process: G protein-coupled receptor signaling pathway. The record is from RefSeq and is a predicted model, not a curated record. NCBI's taxonomy places the organism in Eukaryota, Metazoa, Nematoda, Chromadorea, Rhabditida, Onchocercidae. Bases 1 to 492 code for a protein of 163 amino acids. The transcript is spliced from 3 exons. Gene Ontology annotation, cellular component: membrane.